Molecule: messenger RNA, 1331 nt
Organism: Leptidea sinapis
Lineage: Eukaryota; Metazoa; Arthropoda; Insecta; Lepidoptera; Pieridae
Product: carboxypeptidase B-like
Exons: 5
Coding region: 35-1315 (426 amino acids)
Biological process (GO): proteolysis
Molecular function (GO): metallocarboxypeptidase activity; zinc ion binding
Source: RefSeq, a predicted model, not a curated record
AGAACUUGAAGUGUAAAAGAAGUUUGUUGUUACAAUGAAGAAUUGGGUGUGGAUAUUGUUGGUUUCAGCAGCGUUUGCCAAACACGAAGAAUAUGCUGGCUGGAAGUCAUAUUUCGUAGCCCCAACCACCCAGGAACAGUUGGAGUUCCUUGGAUCAAUACGAGACGUUCUCGAUCUGGACUUUCUGAGCUAUGCUACUGUUGACCGGAAUGGCUUAGUUCUAGUCAAGCCAGAACACCAAGAAGAAUUCAUCAGCACGCUGAACAACCAAGGGAUCAACUAUAGAGUACACGCUGAAGAUGUCAAAAAACAACUUGACAACGAUGAUGAACAAAUUGAAGCUAGGAGAAGUUCACUUCGCAGCACACCUGAAGGGGAAAUGCCGUAUGAUAAUUACCAACCUCUAGAUGUGAUUUAUAACUAUAUUGAUAAAGUUGCUGAGCAAUAUCCAGACGUAGUAACACUAGUAACACCGGCUAAUUCUUUCGAAGGCUAUCCCAUAAAAUAUUUGAAGAUUUCAUCUUCUAACUUCGAAGAUCCGACAAAGUCUGUGAUUUUCAUCGAGUCUACUAUUCACGCCAGGGAGUGGAUAGCGCCACCCACAGCGACAUAUGCAAUCCACAAGUUGGUUGAAAAUCUGACGGACCCAGAGCUAUUAGAGAAGUUUGAUUGGAUUAUCUUACCCGUAGCCAACCCAGAUGGAUAUGUAUUCUCUUUUGAGACGUCCCGAUUUUGGCGUAAAACGCGUAGUACAGAAUUCAGCACAUCUUGCCCAGGAGUAGAUGGAAACCGUAACUUUGAUUUCUUCUGGAAUACGAUUGGAACCAGCUCUAAUUUAUGCGCAGACAACUAUGCCGGUGGAAGACCAUUUUCUGAAGUUGAAACAAGAGUAGUAAGGGAUAUUAUUCACGAACACCUUGAUAGAAUGGUUAUGUACCUUAGUAUGCACAGCUAUGGAAGUAUGAUUCUCUAUUCCUGGGGACACGAUGGAUCUUUGUCCAACCAAGCGUUUUCCUUACACAGUGUUGGGAUUAGCAUGGCUGAUGCUAUUUAUGAGAAUUCCUUGCCCCACUUCCCUAGAUAUUCGGUGGGUAAUUCAAGACUAGUCGUCGGCUAUGCAGCAUCGGGAAUAUCAGCUGACUAUGCCCAUGCUGUUGGAGUUCCUCUAUCGUAUACAUACGAGCUACCAGGGUUUGGAGGAGGAUUUGUUGGAUUUCAUCUUAAUCCACGAUAUAUAAAGCAAGUGGCAGAAGAAACUUGGGAAGGUAUUGCUGUUGGCGCGAAAAGAGCUGGUGCACUGUUUGGCAAUCAAUAAAUAAAUAUCUUUUUAA